AUGUCUGGGUACAGUAUGAGCAUCGACAAGUUCACAGGGAGAAACAGUUUCAGUCUCUGGCAGAUCAAGAUGCAAGCGUUGCUGAAGCAACAAGGCUUGUGGGUGGCGCUGUUGAAAGACAAGGGCGAUGCUGCUGCGAUGACGAGUCUGGAGGAGAAGGCACACGCAACGAUUUUGCUAUGUCUUGCAGACGAUGUCAUCAUCGAGGUUUCUAGUGAAACAACUGCUGCUGGUCUGUGGGGGAAGUUAGAGUCGUUGUACAUGACAAAAUCUCUAACGAAUAAGCUGCUUCUGAAGCAACGUCUGUUCGCUCUAAGAAUGGAUGAAGUAUCCCUACCGUUAUCUUAUGAGCACUAUGUGCAGUCAUUCAUAAAUGGUAAGGAUACUAUAACGCUGGAAGAAGUCAGAUCGUCACUUCACAGCAGGGAAUUGCGCCAUCAAGCAUCUGGUACAGAUACAUACAAUCAAGCUGCUGGACUGUUUGUCAGUGGGGGUAGAGGACAUAGAAGAGAUAACAAGAAGUUUUCUUCAAAGGGUCCCAAACCAGAUGAUGUAUGUAACUACUGUAAGGAGAUUGGACAUUGGAAAUCAGAUUGUCCAAAGAAGAAGAAGAAGCAAUCUGAGUUUGCAGCUGUAGCUGAAGGUGACAACAUGUCUGAGGAAGAUAUUGCUCUUGUUGCUGCUGGAGACACACAUCAAUCUGAUGCAUGGGUUCUAGACACAGGAGCAUCCUGUCAUAUGUGUCCACGGAGAGAAUGGUUCUCCACAUACGAGCAUGUAGAGAGUGAUAGCAUCAAAAUGGCUAACAAUGAUGCAUGCAAGGUUGCUGGGAUUGGUUCCAUCAAGAUCAGGACACAUGAUGGUAAAUUCUGCACAUUGAAGGAAGUUAGGCAUGUCCCAUCGAUGUCAAUGAAUUUGAUAUCACUAAGUUUGCUUGAUAGUAGAGGCUUCAAGUACUCUGGCGGAGAUGGUGUUCUGAAUAUCUUCAAAGAUUCUGAUGUGAUGUUGAAGGGUAUCCUACAUGGUACAUUGUACUUGUUGCAAGGUUCAACAACCACAUAUAGAGAAGAUGUUCCACGUUUAGAAGCUGACAAAUGGCUAGCUGCAAUUGGAGACGAGAUUGAGUCCCUUGAAGAGAAUCAAACAUGGGUUCCAGUCACACCACCAGUACGAAGCAAAACUACAACUUACAAGUUGGUCUUCAAGGUGAAGAAGCGUCUCGCUCGAAUGAGCUUCUAG
This is a messenger RNA of Microthlaspi erraticum, 1239 nucleotides long. NCBI's taxonomy places the organism in Eukaryota, Viridiplantae, Streptophyta, Magnoliopsida, Brassicales, Brassicaceae. The record is from the annotation of a GenBank genome assembly.